AACUGUUAUUUGGAUAUGCUUAAUCAUUUAAUAGUUUAAUAAAUAUGACGUAUAAUAUUCAUUAAGACAAAGAAAAUUUAAAAAAACUUAUGCAAAUAUCAGAGUACGAAACAGAUCCGGUAAAAAUGGUUUGGUCAUGUUAUGAGGCGAGAAGAAUCGGAGGCUGUAACAGUUAUAGAAAUGAAUGUUGAAGGAUGAAGAGGUAGAGGAAGACCAAAAAAGUAGACCAUUUUAUAGAUAUUUUAGAUUGUAAAUCAAUGUCAUAUUUAGCUUUAACAGAAUAUUCUUUAAAAUGAUUCGAACCAAGAAAAAUUAAAGGUAGAUGAACAUUUAAGUUUUCUGUAUUAAACGUAAGUAAAGUUACAUAAUUAUACCAACACAUUAAUAGAUACAUUAAAAAUUAGUAAUAUAUAUUUUAUUCUACGUAUCGUUUUGAUUAUUUAAAAUGUAUUAUAAUCAUUUUCUUGAGAUACUAAUUACACUUUUUUUGUAUUUACCUUCACAAAAUGAAUUUUGUAAAGUUGAUAAAUUAUCAACUGUUACUGAAAAUCAAAUAUAUUGUCUCAAUAAAAUAUUGGCGGAAGAAAAAACGUGGAGUUAUUUUUUAAACAUUACAGUUCAAAUGGACAAAAUAAAUUUUGACAUCCAUAAUUUGUUUAACAAUAUUGAAUAUAAAAAAUUUGAUUUGGAAGGAAAAAAAAUAUCAAAAGAACUUUUAUCAUCAAAAUAUCUUGCUGUGAACGAAAGCAACUUCAAAAUAAAAUUAUCUAUCGUUCAUCUUAUGGUUCAGUGUAAGUACUUUGAUAUAAUAAGAAAAUUCGUUGUUCUUGUUUUACAUUUGGGGAGUGAAUUUAAAAAUAAAAUGGGUGAUCUGAGUUUUAGAAAUGAUGACCAAACACUCGACUAUUCAGAUGAUUUAGAAGUAGAUAACAACACCGAUAUUUCUAAUGCCAAGUAUGAAUCGUGUAAUACCGAUACUAUUGAAUAUUUCAAUAAUUUAGAUCAUAUUAUAAACAAUGAAGAUAUAGAAAAUAUUGAUUUCAGCCUCUUUGAUACUAAAAAUUUAAUCACAGAGAAAAUUAAAAGUUUCAAAAAUAUGUUAGCCGAUAUGAUAAACGUUGUUCGGUCUUUGAACAUGCUAUUUAAAGAUGAAUUUUAUUCGCAACAAAUGUCAGAAUGUAUUCUAAAUGUGUUAUUAACGCAAUAUAAAACGGCACUAAUUAUUGAUGAACAUAUCAACAUUUCUAAGUUUAUGACUCAGAUUAAACAAAUUCGUAGAUCUACAUAUUCAUGUACGAAAAAUAUAUGUACUUACACCAGAAAUAAUAAUAUAAAUUUAAGACGUGAAUACAAUAAGAUAAUCAAGUAUAGACCUAACACAGACAUUUCAUCAUUUAUCUGUUCUAAAAUUGAAGCAUUAUUUAAGGAUACGAAGUUAUAUUUUACAACUCCUUUUUACAUAAUUUAAUUUUACUUGAUAUAUUUUUCAUUUUGUUCGUUUCAUUGUUGAAUUUUAAUUAAUAAUUAUUUUGCUCAAUUUAGUUAUACCUAUUCCCUUCAAUGUUUAAUUAUUUUAAACUUAUUAAUAAAAUGAAAAUGUAACAUAUUUUAAAAUCCAUAAAUCUAUAAAAAUAUUAAAUAAAAUUUAUUUUUGAAAAAU
Messenger RNA from Daktulosphaira vitifoliae (grape phylloxera), 1660 nucleotides. RefSeq lists its product as uncharacterized. Lineage: Eukaryota; Metazoa; Arthropoda; Insecta; Hemiptera; Phylloxeridae. The record is from RefSeq and is a predicted model, not a curated record. The transcript is spliced from 4 exons. The coding region runs from base 446 to 1468 and encodes 340 amino acids.